AGGCGCAUUUACCGACACCGGAUGGCUGGGCGGCGCGCACAUUCACCGAGGCAGCGGAUGAACUUGAAGUGUUUGAUGGAUUCACGCAUCAGACACUUUGUGAAAACGAGCGGCAAGCUAUCAUCUCCAGAUGUCCGUGCAUUGGAAGAAAACACACCCACCCACGACGGAGUGACUCACGGGUUUUAAAGUAGUCGAAUAAGCGGUCGCCGGUGCGGACGGGGAGAUUUCUGCGUGGGGUUACCCCCGCUUCUUCCUGCUACUUAAAGCAGCUGCCAAGUGUGGUUUUUAUGGGGAAGAGAGGCGUUGAGCUGGAGCCGCCACAAGGACACACAGCUGGCCACAUAUGGAUACCAGCGCAUCUCCGUAAAGUACCACACUCUUCACGAACCCUGCCCUGAAACUCCAUUCAUCUCCACUCAACAAACGGAGUCCAUUUCAUCCACAAACGGCACUAAUAUCGACAAAAGAGGUUUUCAAGUCACUUUUUUUAUUUGAAGUUUUGAAAGCUUCUCCAGCAGGAAGAUGCGUCAGGAGGUGUCGAGGAGGCUUCAGAUGCAGCUGGUGAUGUUCUCCAUACUUCUUUUUAGUUUGGGGACAGGAUUUCCAAGCAGGCACAGAAAUGCUGCUCACAAGGGUCACGGCCACCCAGUUCAGAGCGUUGGGAUCCAGUACGACCCAGACGACUUGGAAAGGCAGAACCAGGUGCAAAGCAUUCCAGAACCCCACAGCCACCAGAGACGGUGGUCCCACCCUCAGCACCACUCUGUGGGAGUUCUUCCUCAGCCGGAACCCGAGGAAGAGACUAAACCCUUUAUCCUGGAUUUGAAGAACUUUCCAGACCUGGCGAAUGGUGAUGUGAACUCACAAAACCCCAAUAUACAGGUCACAAUUGAGGUUGUGGAUGACCCCCAGAUGGAGGUGGAGAUGGACCUGGCCAAGGACAAUGAGUGGCUACCAGCCUCCUCCACCUCCCCUUCGUCCUCGGUAGAUUGGCUCGGAGGAAAGAAGCUUUUCUGGCCGCUUUUUUGGAGCUACACCGAUUCAAGCGAAGACAGCAGCAGCCGAUCAACCGUGGAGGAAACCGGUGAAGAAGAGGAGGAAGAUUAUUCGCUGGAUUACGGCAGCGAGGAGUCUUUACUCAGCGGAGUGGGCGGGGAUUGGGACAGUCACUGGAACGAAGGCUGGGAUCCAAUCCAGACCUACUACGAGAAGGACACCGAUGAGUGGACCGCCUGGUCUCCCUGCUCAGUCACAUGCGGACCCGGCGAGAGGAAGAGGACCAAGUCUUGCGGCUACUCGUGCACUCUGACCGAAGCCACAAAGUGUGACCUGGAGCCUUGUCCCGGGGAAGUCAACACGGUGGCUGAGCCGUUUCCUUUUGACAUGGAGAACGGCACUGAACCGUUCGGAACGGAUGUGGACAGCUGUGAAAAGUGGCUCAACUGCAAGAGCGAUUUCCUGCAGCGAUACCUCCAUCAGGUGUUCCUGGAGCUACCCAGCUGCCCUUGUUCCUUCCCGUCGGAGGUGGCGUACACGGUGGUCAGCGUCUACGACGACACUCACGGACGUACCUUCCGAUGGCGUGACGCCAGCGGCCCAAAGGAGCGCCUCGACAUCUACAAACCGUCGGCCCGCGGCUGCAUCCGCUCGGCGCUCUCCGGCGACUCGUCCACGCUGGCGGCGCAGCACUGUUGCUACGACGACCGCGGCCGGCUCAUCACGCGGGGGAAAGGCGCCGGCAUGCCCAACCUGAUCAGCACCGAGUUCUCACCCGAGCUGCACUUCAAAGUGGACGUGCUGCCGUGGAUCCUGUGCAGGGGGGACUGGAGCCGCUUCCACGCCGUACGACCGCCCAAUAACGGCCUGAGCUGUCCACAGAACCCCCACGAGGACGUGUUCAUGAACGAACUGGAGGAGGCCAGAGAGUACUGACGGACCGCGGCCAUUUUAGAAAUCAUGUACUAUGUGUCUAAAGCAUGCGGCAGCCAUUUUUCAUGCAUUACCAAGAGAAAACCUUCCCCUAUGUCCUCACAUCAGGCGCACCUGAAUGGACCCAAUGGCACAAACCUACUCCAGUGACAAAAAAAAAAUUAUGAAUGAAAUGAUUUGGAAUCUGGCGGCACGGCGGUCGAGUGGUUAGCGCGCAGACCUCACAGCUAGGAGACCAGGGUUCAAUUCCACCCUCGGCCAUCUCUGUGUGGAGUUUGCAUGUUCUCCCCGUGCAUACGUGGGUUUUCUCCGGGUACUCCGGUUUCCUCCCACAUUCCAAAAACAUGCUAGGUUAAUUAGCGACUCCAAAUUGUCCAUAGGUAUGAAUGUGAGUGUGAAUGGUUGUUUGUCUAUAUGUGCCCUGUGAUUGGCUGGCGACCAGUCCUGGGUGUACCCCGCCUCUCGCCCCGAAGACAGCUGGGAUAGGCUCCAGCACCCCCCGCAACCCUUGUGAGGAUAAGCGGUAGAAAAUGAAUGAAUGAAUGAAUGAUUUGGAAUCAGGUCCAGAACGAUAAGCUAAAGGUUGUGAUUGUGUGAAUGGCUAAAAUAGCAUUCAGGCAGCCAUGUUGUUUGAUUACCAGGAGAAAACAAGCAUACCUGUCAACUGGGGACACUUCCCAUUUUAAUACUUUCCCGUACUAAAAAAAAGAUUUUUUUCUAAUUUUUUGGAAUAUUUCCCUUCUUUUCGAAUGCAAAUGUUGACAGGUAUGCCAAAGAGUUGACGAUCAGUGAUCCUUUUAGUCUCUAUGGUGCAAAUGUAGUACAACAAGGUUCUAUGGUCAGUCAAUGUGUUUCGAACACAUUCUCAGGGGGACUCACAAAGGGGACUGGAAAAAAAAACCUCGCCGAUAUGACCCCGUGUGCAGAGAUUCAGAUGAUGCUGACUCGUGGCGAUUCGAAAAAAAGGAUGUUCUUACUCACCCACGGCGCAUACCUGUCAUGGACAGAAAUUCUAGGCGCAGCUAAGGUGUUGACGGAGUCCGGUUCGGGGGGCCUUAGAAUCCCAUCUCUGCUAUUUGCAGAUGAUGUGGUUCUUAUGGCCUUCAGCAUUUAACUGGGACGGUUUUGCAUCUGAGUGUGAAGCAUCUGGGAUGAGACUCGGUACCUCCAAAUCAGAGGCCCAUGGUUCUCAGUCGGAAAAGGGUGGAGUGCUCCCUCCGGGUGGGUUGGGAAUGAGGUCUUGCCCCAUGUGGAGGAGUUUAAGUAUCUUGGGGUCUUGUUCACGAGGUCGACAGACGGAUCGGCACAGCUUCGGCAGUAAUGCGGUCGCUGUACCGGACCGUCGUGGUGAAAAGAGAGCUCAGUCGGAAAAGGGUGGAGUGCUCCCUCCGGGUUAGGAAUGAGGUCCUGCCCCAUGUGGAGGAAUUUAAGUAUCUCGGGGUCUUGUUCACAAGGUCGACAGACGGAUCGGCGCAGCCUCGGCAGUAAUGCGGUCGCCGUACCGGACCGUCGUGGUGAAAAGAGAGCUCAGUCGGAAAAGGGUGGAGCGCUCCCUCCGGGUUGGGAAUAAGGUCCUGCCCCAGGUGGAGGAGUUUAAGUAUCUCGGGGUCUUGUUCACGAGGUCGACAGACGGAUCGGCACAGCCUCGGCAGUAAUGCGGUCGCCGUACCGGACCGUCGUGGUGAAAAGAGAGCUCAGUCGGAAAAGGGUGGAGUGCUCCCUCCGGGUGGGUUGAGAAUGAGGUCCUGCCCCAGGUGGAGGAGUUUAAGUAUCUCGGGGUCUUGUUCACGAAGUCGACAGACGGAUCGGCGCAUCCUCGGCAAUAAUGCGGUCGCCAUACCGGACCGUCGUGGUGAAAAGAGAGCUGGGCUGGAAGGCAAAGCUCUCAAUUUCCCACCCUGAGCUUUGGGUCUUGACCGAAGGAAUGAGAUCGCGAACCCAGGUGGCUGAAAUGAGUUUCCUCCGUAGGGGUAGCUGAACUCACCCAGCUGAGGAGCUCAGCCAUCCAUCCGGGAGGGGCUCAGAGUAGAGCCGCUUCUCCUUCACAACGAGAGGAGUCAGUUGAUGUGGCUCGGGGAUCUAGUCCGGAUGCCUCCCGGACGCCUCCCUGGUGAGGUGUUCCGGGCAUGCCAAGCCGGGAAAAGGCCCCGGAGCAGACCUAGGACAUGCUAGGAGGGAUUAUGUCUCACAGCUGGCCUGGGAACGCCUUGGUGUCCUCCCGGUGGAGCUGGAGGAGGCAGCCAGGGGCCGGGAAGUCUGGGCUUCCCUACUGAGACUGCUGCCCCCACGACCCGGACCCGGAUAAGUGGAGGAAAAUGUAUGAAUGGAUGGCAUACCUGUCAACCCUCAAUUGGGGAGAAGCCGUGAGAUGCAUGCCAAUCAAAGAUGGUCGCCGGGUAGACAUCCACACCUCGGCCGAUGUCGUUUGGGUAACAUUUAAUACACUCGCCGCUACUCUCCAUGCCCGACAGUUCUCCGGUUCUGCACCAGCGACACAGCUUUCCGUCCGCAAUCCUCCAGACUCAAGGCCCAUAUUUUUUUACCACCACUCCUUGACAUCAAACUUCAUUAAUAAACAUCAAAGUUAUAUUUAUAUUUGAUACACGGGGGCCAUCUUGAACCCCUAAAAAAAGAUGCUCAGUAGCACUUUAGCUUAAAAGAAAACAUCACUAACUACAAUCACGGCGCCAACACAGCUAUUAUACUCGGGGGAGUAAUGAACAACAAUGUUAACUUUACCAGCUCUUUCCAAUGUAUACCCGCAAGGUAUGCUGGGAAGCAUACCCAGCAUAACUUGUGGCAAUGAGAAGCAGUCCUUUCUAUCUAAUCAACCGGAUGUUGGCUCCAAAUGUCCCUUUUCUUCAUAAGCGAUGGAAUGGAAGGCACUUUAUUUAAGGUAUAUGUACUAUAAAGUAUAUGUAUGUAUAUAUAUAAGUACCACAGUGUGAAGGGAAAGGGUGUUGUACAAUGAAGAUGGACCUAUGAAGUGUUAAUGCUGACAAAAGCAUGAAAUCUUGAUAUACAUAUAUGGUUGUACAGUAUUUAUUUGUGUGUUUUGGUUUUUUUUUUCGCUUUGAAAAACACGUCGGACUGAGAAAGAAAAAAAAAAGGGAACUCACUUCCUUGCUGGUGUUUUGUGUUGUAUUCUUUGCCGUACUGCAUCGCUUUGGUUGUUGACAUCACG
Doryrhamphus excisus (bluestripe pipefish) is the source of this 5116-nucleotide messenger RNA. RefSeq names its product isthmin 2b (gene ism2b). The record is from RefSeq and is a predicted model, not a curated record. Lineage: Eukaryota; Metazoa; Chordata; Actinopteri; Syngnathiformes; Syngnathidae.